AUGCGUACAUGCAUUUUGAAGCACACAGACCACAAAUACGCAUACUCCUGUGUUAAGUCCGGCUACCAUCCAGCAGUUGUUGUGAUGGAUCUUCACAAAAAGGCGGCAUUUAAUAUGCCCGUGAGUGACAUUCCUGCUCCACCACCUGAGUAUGAUGGUCGAGUCAAUAUGAAAGACUUUUGGGCAUCCGUGACUGCCGAAAUAGUUAGCCAGGGCCUGUUGGGCAGUGCCCGUCAAAAUCCUUUUUUGGUGUCACCAUCAUACAACUACUGGGCUCCUUGGAUAGGUCCCAACACCAGAAAAGAAGAUACAGUUUUAAAUACUGAGUAUGCCAUGAUGCACGCUCCAAGACCAGCUACUGAAGAUGCCGAACUUGAAGUUACCGAAGAGAGGCUAGAAGAAGUGCUUACCAAUCUUAAGGUGGAUGUGGUGCGACGCCUUUGCAAGCAGUGUGGUCUAGACCCAUCAGGUUCCAAAAUGAAUCUUGUUGUAAGACUUAGACAGGAGAUGAGAAACAGGUCUUCUUAUGACAAGGUCUUCCAGAAGGUUUGGGGGGCUUCAGGGGGCUGGGCAGUCAUCACAUGCCCCUGUGGAGUUGUGUAUUCGCUGAAGUUCCUUAUUCGGGCAGAGUCUCCACGUGACUAUGCAGAUUGUCUUUUGUCUUUUAAACAUUUCCCAAAUAUCUAUGACUUUGCAAGGGGCUUAGCCACAUACACUUACCUAAGGGAGCUAGAAUGUGUCCCUUUCAGACCUUAUGAGGAACGAUUAAAAGAGCCCACUCCAGAAAAUAUCAAGCUGGCCGUUGAGGGUAAGCUGAAAGUAAACCUCCUUUGGUUGAAGGAAAAGAAGGACAACGUGGACCCAGACUGUCACCCUAUUACAGGUUCAGCUGAACAUUACGCACUUUACGAUCUGUUUCAUGAAAAGAACACAAAAGAUGCUCGAGAUGCACUGUGUAACGUUCAGAUAGUCCCAGAAUUGGCAGGCUGGGUGAACAGUCAAUGUGCUGAACAGCUUUUUUCUGACAUGAGAAAAAACAAUUACUUCCUCAACACACUCACUCCAUCUGGACACAUUUUCUUGAUGCGAAAUAUACUACAGCAUUAUAACACAAAACGAAAUAAGAAGAUAGAAGAUGGCAUCAGAAAGAUUGUACCACAGAAUUCCCAGUUGCGUUUAGAUGAAAAUGGCCAAAUAAUAAUGGAAGCCGCAGGCUCAGAUGGGGCACCAGCAGCGACAGCCUCAGAUGGGGCACCUGCAUCCGUCGCUAGACUGAUGCGUGCUGAAAGGGAAAUAAAAGACUUCCGGCGCUGGGAAUGCCCGAAGACUUUGAUUGCACAAAGCAACAGGAUGAAGUCAUCGGUUCUGUCGGCACAGCAGUCUUAA
This is a messenger RNA of Sinocyclocheilus rhinocerous, 1386 nucleotides long. RefSeq lists its product as uncharacterized. The transcript is spliced from 7 exons. The coding region runs from base 1 to 1386 and encodes 461 amino acids. The record is from RefSeq and is a predicted model, not a curated record. Lineage: Eukaryota; Metazoa; Chordata; Actinopteri; Cypriniformes; Cyprinidae.